AUGGGAUUCGGAUUAGAGAGCAUCAAAUCAAUUUCCGGCGGGUGGGGCGCGGCGGCGCGUUCCUGUGACGCCUGUAAAUCGGUAGCCGCCGCCGUGUUCUGCCGAGUUGACUCAGCUUUCUUAUGCAUCACUUGCGACACAAGGAUCCACUCCUUCACGCGCCACGAGCGCGUAUGGGUCUGUGAAGUCUGCGAACAAGCUCCCGCCGCCGUAACCUGCAAAGCCGACGCCGCCGCUCUCUGCGUCACCUGCGACUCCGAUAUCCACUCAGCUAAUCCACUCGCUAGCCGCCAUGAACGCGUCCCCGUCGAGUCUUUCUUCGAAACCGCCGUCCCCAAGUUAUCAGCUUCGACGUUCGGGAUCCUCGGUUCAUCAACCACCGUCGAUUUAACCGCCGUUCCGGUGAUGGGUAACUCCGACGAUCUCGGUUUGUGCCCGUGGCUCCUCCCUAACGAUUUCAACGAACCGGCGAAAAUCGAAAUCGAAACGCAAACCGCCGGAAUGAAAUCGUCUGACUUUAUGUUUUCCGAUUUCGACCGGCUCAUCGAUUUCGAGUACCCAAACUCUUUCAAUCACAACGCCGGAGCAGACAGCCUCGUUCCGGUUCAGACGAAAACAGAGCCUCUUCCAAUAACUAACAACGAUCACUGCUUCGACAUAGACUUCUGCAGAUCAAAGCUCUCUGCUUUCACCUACACAACGCAAUCAGCUUGCCACAGUGUUUCGACUUCGUCGCUCGAUUACGGUGUGGUUCCGGACGGGAACAACUCCGUCUCGGAAAUCUCAAUUCCGUUUAACCGGAGCACGAUCACCGGUUCUACGGUGACAACCGGCGAUCAAACGAGCUCCAUGGAUAGAGAGGCUAGGGUUCUGAGGUACAGAGAGAAGCGGAAGAACAGGAAGUUCGAGAAGACGAUCCGUUACGCUUCGAGAAAAGCCUACGCAGAGUCACGGCCAAGGAUCAAAGGCCGUUUCGCGAAACGAACAGAGACUGAAAACGACGACGUUUUCUUAAGUCACGUGUACGCUUCACCCGCACAGUACGGUGUCGUACCAACGUUCUGA
This is a messenger RNA of Microthlaspi erraticum, 1065 nucleotides long. Lineage: Eukaryota; Viridiplantae; Streptophyta; Magnoliopsida; Brassicales; Brassicaceae. The record is from the annotation of a GenBank genome assembly.